This is a messenger RNA of Didymodactylos carnosus, 1950 nucleotides long. Lineage: Eukaryota; Metazoa; Rotifera; Eurotatoria; Philodinida; Philodinidae. The record is from the annotation of a GenBank genome assembly.
AUGGAUCACAAAGAAAAUGUACGAUUACUUAAGCCUGAUAAUAGGAUUCAAGGAAAUUAUGGAACAACCUCCCAGUCUAAAAAUGAUCAAUCUGUUACACUUACAUGGUCACAUAUUUCAGCUCAGAUCCAAGUAACCUCUGGCAAUAUCUGUAAACGAAAAACAUCAACAAAACAAUUGCUAACUGAUGUCUGUGGAAUCGCUGCUCCAGGUGAUAUGUUAGCAAUAAUGGGGUCAUCUGGAGCUGGUAAAACAACUUUGCUGAAUGUAUUGUCGGGUAGAAAACAACGAAAUAUGACGGUUGCCGGUGAUAUUCGCUUUAACGGAGUCUCAAUAAGUUCAUCAUUAGCGUCACAAUAUGCCUAUGUGGAACAGGAAGAGUUAUUUAUUGGAACACUGACAGUAAAAGAACAUCUCAUUUUUCAGGCAAUGUUAAAAAUGGAUUCCUCAAUACAAGAUGCAGAACGUCAAAAACGUGUACAACAAGUUCUUAAUGAUUUAAAUUUGAACAAAUGUCAAAAUACACUGAUUGGUGUAACAGGAAAAAUUAAAGGCAUCUCAGGUGGAGAACGAAAACGACUGAUGUUUGCAGCAGAAGCACUAACAGAUCCGCCAUUACUGUUCUGUGAUGAACCCACGAGUGGCUUAGAUAGUUUUUUGGCCAAAUCAAUCAUAGAUAUAAUGAAACAGUUUUCAUUGCAAGGCAAAACAAUAGUUACCGUUAUACAUCAACCAUCAAGUGAAAUAUUUUCGUCAUUUGAUACAUUAUGUUUGUUAGCUGAGGGCCAUUUAGCUUAUUUUGGUACUCGAGAUAAUGCAAUACCGUUUUUCUCUGCAAUGGGGCGAAACUUACCACCAAAUUACAAUCCGUGUGAUUUUUAUAUUGAACAGCUUUCAAAUAAAUUGUCGCUGAUCAGUAGUAUGUCGGGGGCAGCGAAUGAUGUCGAACAGUCAGUAAUAAAAAUUGAUCCAUCGAUAAUGCAAAUUAUACAGGCUUAUAAAGAAUCAAAUUUAAAUAAACUUGUUCAUACAUCAAUUGAACAUAUUGAUCAAAACAGUGUAUCAACGUCAUUAUCGAGAAUCAAUGGCUCGUCAGCAUCACAUAAGAAAUAUCGAGCGGGAUUUUUUCGCCAAACGAAAUGGUUAUUAUGGCGAAGUUUUCUAUCAUCAUUUCGAAAUCCCAUGCGUACAAGAGCAGCAGUAUUUCAAACAGUAUUUACAGCAAUAAUUAUGGGUGUUAUAUAUUUAAGAUUAAAAUUGAAUCAAGAAGGUAUUCAGAAUAUUAAUAGUAUUUUAUUUUUAUUAAUUACGAGUUCAAGUUUCAAUAAUAUGUUCGCCGUUAUAAACACAUUUCCUCCAGAAUUAAACUUAUUUUAUCGUGAACAUAAAAGUGGAAUGUAUCGUGUUAUUGUCUAUUAUUUUACGAAAUUUCUAACUGAUGUUCCGUACUUUAUUAUAAUGCCAUUUUUAUUCACUACUAUUUUGUAUUGGAUGUCUGGUAUCAAAGAUGAUUGGAGGGAUUAUCUCUUGCUUUGUGGUGUCAUUAUUAUAGUAGCCAAUGUUGCUGCUUCAUUUGGAACAUUAUUAUCGUCACUGGCACCCAACACCGAUACAGCUAUAGCACUUUCAGCUCCACUUCUCGUUCCACUAAUGAUCUUCUCCGGGUUUUAUUUGAAUAAUGCCUCAGUACCAAUUUAUUUCAAAUGGCUGACAUAUAUUUCUUGGUUUAAUUAUGCUAAUGAACUUAAUUUAAUAAUCCAGUGGCGAAACGUAAAAAAUAUCACGUGUAAUACUCUUGGACCUUGUUAUCAUUCCGGUGAAGAUAUACUGGCAUUUUAUAAAGUAAAAGAAGAUAAAUUUUAUUUUGACUUAUCCAUGUUAUUCGCUUUAUUUGUAGCAUUCCGAUUAAUAGCAUUUAUCAUAUUAUGGAUUAAAGCUAAACGUGCUUGA